This is a messenger RNA of Enhydra lutris kenyoni (northern sea otter), 435 nucleotides long. Its product is annotated as ATPase H+ transporting V0 subunit e2. Gene Ontology annotation, biological process: proton transmembrane transport. Gene Ontology annotation, molecular function: proton-transporting ATPase activity, rotational mechanism. Bases 101 to 346 code for a protein of 81 amino acids. The record is from RefSeq and is a predicted model, not a curated record. Lineage: Eukaryota; Metazoa; Chordata; Mammalia; Carnivora; Mustelidae. The transcript is spliced from 4 exons. Gene Ontology annotation, cellular component: proton-transporting V-type ATPase, V0 domain.
UGCCGCGCAUGCUCGGCGCCCACCGCCGGUCUGGGACCCCGCGCACCCGAGCGUCUGCAGUUCGGCGCUGCACCCCAGCCUGGGCAACCCGCGCCCGGCCAUGACGGCUCAUUCCUUCGCCCUCCCGGUCAUCAUCUUCACCACGUUCUGGGGGCUCAUCGGCAUCGCCGGGCCCUGGUUCGUGCCCAAAGGACCCAACCGCGGAGUGAUCAUCACCAUGCUGGUGGCCACCGCGGUCUGCUGUUACCUCUUCUGGCUCAUCACUAUCCUGGCUCAGCUGAACCCCCUUUUCGGGCCACAACUGAAGAAUGAGACCAUCUGGUACGUCCGCUUCCUGUGGGAGUGACCAAUGCCGCUUCGGCCCCAGGUGCCCCAGCUCCCUGGAUGACUUUGGCUGUCCUGUCCCCGACGACCCCUUUGUCCCCACCCUCACAG